AAAGAUGACACUCAACGUUUGCUCAGGAGUUCAGAGCCCUCUGCACAGAGCCUGCGGGAUAUUGGCUCCCGGGCCAGGAGGCGCCAGAGAGAAAUGACAACUUCUAGAGAUGAGAAUGCUCCUGAGGUUUCUCCCUAUCUGGGAUCCUCUGCUGGCCAUGUAUUGCUUGGGCUUUGAAGCAACUGUCUCUGAAGGAAUCAAAGCAGGGAAGCAGCCUGUUUUCCCAAGUUUCCUGUGGUCUGUGCCUUCUUUCCUGUGGGAGAGCCUAGCCUGCAGACCCCAGACCUCAGAGCUUCAGGGAGGCUAUAGAGGUGAAGAAGGGGCCUUGCUGAGAUUCCAGGACCCUGGACCUCUGGACCUGUGGACCCAGGGGCUGCACUGCCUCCAUAAUGCUGUGUGCCUCUAGACCUCACUCUCAUGUCUCUGCUUCCCUGAGUGUCUCUGCAUAUGUCUCUCUGUGGAGAGCUUUUCUGCUCUUGUCCACCUGGGUGACUCUCUGGGUCCAUGGAACAAUGUAUAUGACAGGUUGUAGUUGUGUGGUAUCCCUCUGUCUUUCUGUUGUCCUUCAUCUCUCUUGGCUAUCUUGCUCCUCCCUACAUACCAUUGAAAUUCCACUCACAGACAGAAAAAUGUCCACGCAAAUGCUUGUACACAGAUGUCCAGCUCGGGCUAUAACAGCCAGACUGGAAACAACACAAAUGACCAUCAGCCAAGAAAUGCAUGGAGGACGGAAUGUGGUCUCUCAUUCAGGCACAGUGGGCUACACCUAUAAUCUUAACAGUGGUUGCUGAGGCAGGACGAUUGUGACUCUGAGACUGGCCUGGGCUACAUAAUGAAACCAAGACUCAAACAAAACAGAAACAGAGAAUCGUGUUCUACCCGUGCUGAAUAUUAUUGGGCAUGAGAAAGAAUACAGUGCUGACACACACUGUGGUCCUGGGCCAUUGUUACCCAAAGUGAAGAAAGCCAGCCAUGCACUGAGCCAGGCAUAGAAGAAUCCCAUGCACAGAAACUUGCAUGGACAGGAGGUAGCUGAGUGGUUGCCAGGGAAAGGUGGGGAGUUACUAGAGAGCACAGGGCUUCUGCUUCAAUGAGCCAUUCUGAAAUUGCCUAUGCCAUACUUCCAAUAUUGGGGAAAUAUUUGAAGCUGGUUGGUUGCAGAUUAUACAAGGGUGACUGUACAAGGUAUGAAUUCUAUACUGAUAAAAUUGUUUGGUUUUGUUUUUGUUUUUGUUUUUUAAGUCCUCACUCCCAUGUAAGGUGGCUCUGGAUCCCAUGGAAAUAGCAUCAGCCUUGGGGCCCAGGAUGGACCAAUCCCAGCUCUGCUAUACAUUUGCUGUGUAGUAUUGGGCAGGAAAUGUAACCUGUCUGAGCCUCAGGCCCUUCACUGUGGGAGUCACAGAAGUGCCCCCACUGGGUUCCCAGGAUUGUGCCAGCAUCCAUGUCUCAGAGGUACUUCAUCGGUGCACAGGGCACCCAGGGUGCACUGCUCCCUGCCUCAGUGCCUGGCAGGCACCCAGCACCAGGCUAAUGAUUGCCCAGAGCUGAGUUAAAUAUCCGCCUGUUCAGCCGUGUGUCUUACCUGGUAAACCCAGCUACCGUGUCUGUGCACAGAGAACCUCAGCCUAGUGAUCUGUCCUGCUGCACCCUAGAUGAACUCUGUUUAAUGAAUAGCUCUCAUUGGUUAAAGCACACAGAAACUUCCAGAAGGUUUCCGGGGCCUGCUGCUCCACAGUGUGCACCUUCUGUUUUACCUUGGCUAAUGACAAGGAGGGAUGCAGGCUGUGGAGGUGAAUGUGCAGGGCUGAAAAGAAGGCCUUAGGGCCAGUGGGGGAAACAGCUUCUCUUUCUCCUCAGUGACACCUUCACCAGUUUUCUGAACAACUGCCCUGUUUGGGCUGAUGUUCUACCUUGUAACUGUGCAUGGCAACCCAGUUUCUGGAUCAGUGUACCUCCUGAUGGGAAACAUAAGAUUUGGAGCAUUUAGCUUCAGAGAGGAGAGCUGUGAAAAGCUGAAGUCUCUGUAUCCUGUCCAGUGGCAGGAGCUGCCUGCCCUUGCCUCCACAUGCCCAGGACUCUAGUGUCCUCCGUCUCCCAGCCAAAGCAAGGCAGGUCCCCUGUGGGACACAGGUGGUCACACAGGCAUCAUCGCAGGUAGAGCUUCACACAGCCAGGGCUAGGCCCAGCACUCCCACCCAGGCUUUUCAGUCAUGCCUGCCUCCACAGGCGCUCCAACUCUACCUGCCGCCACAGAAGGCAUGCAUGGUCCUCUCUCUGUCUUUCACACUGACCCAGUGUGUGUUUGCCCUCUACUGAAUGGAGAAACCUCACCUUCCCCUCAUUUCUCCCCCUUUCCUCUCCUUUCCCUCCACCUCUGCUAUAUGACACUUUGAACUGCAAAGGGCCACCGACCCGGUGCUGUAUUUUAUAAUCCCAGCUGCUCGGAGGAUGAGGAAGAUCAUAAGUUCAAGGCUGGCCUGGGCCACAGAGUCAAUUCAAGGCCAGCCUGCACAACUGAGUGAAACCGUCAGAAGAGGUGCAGAGUAUGCCUGGGAGUGUGAGCCUUCCUUGAGUGGCAACAUCACAGCGUUUGCGCUGAAAGCCAGGGUUGUCUACCCCAUCAACCAGAAGUUCCGGCCUCUGGCUGACGGAUCCUCCCACCCUUCGCUACAUGAAAACCUGACACAGGCAGCCGCCAUCCUGCCCCACCUGCCCCAUCAGCCAGCAGAGGCCUCACCAGUCAGCAGCCUGGGCAGCCUGAGCCAGGCUGGCAAGGAGGAUGGUAGCUCCUCCUCUAGCAUGCCCUCAGCCUACAGUGAUGACAGGAUCCUCCGAUACGCCUUCCUCCGGGUGGGCAGCUUCCCUGAGGUUCUGGCCUGUGAGAGUGCGGAUAUUGACCUAUGUGUCUGCAGCCUUCACCUGAAAGACCUGCUUCAGGUAGACACAGCGCUAAGGCAAGAGAAGCACCUGAUGUUCAUUCAGAUUCUCAAAGCAUGCCUCAUGGACUUUUUUCCUAAAAAGAAGCCUGAUGAUGAAUUAUACCAGAAGAUUCUUUCCAAACAAGAGCAUGAUUUGGAGGAAUUAGAAAAGGGACUUCAGGCCAGAUUGGUGAACACGGAAAUGUUGGGCACUGGUGACCCUGGCUACAUUUCCCUGGCAGAUGUGGAGAGGAAGGAGAGAGAGCUCUCGGAGCAGCUCAUAGACAAUAUGGGAGCUUUCUGGAAGCAGAUGGACAGCAUCCAGCCCAUUCUCAUGGAUCAGUUUAAAUGCUCCAGCUCCAAGGCACGACAGUUCAUGAUGGCUCUGACAGGAAGAAUGAUUGCUGCGGAAGGGCUGCUGCAUGACUCUCAGGACCUGCAGGCCCUGGAUGCCCUGGAGACAGCAAUGGGUCGGGCUCACAUGGCAAGAUUAGUAGAGUUCCUGAGGACCCAGAUCCAGGAGGAGACGAAGUGCCGGCUGGCUGCCAUCUCCCGUGGCCUGGAGCUGCUGACUGUCCAGGGUCAGCUGUCUGGGAGGCAGAAGGAGGAACUUCUGACCCAACAGCACAAGGCCUUCUGGGAGGAGGCAGAGAGCUUUGGCAGGGAAUUCAUGCAGCGGGGCAAAGACCUGGUCCAGACAUCUCUGGCUCGCCAGGCGGAGAUGAGGGCAGAGCUCACACAUGCCCAGGAAGAAAAACAGAGAAGUUUCCUGGCUGAUUCCCAGCUGACCCCAGACCUGGGGGAGUUCCUCAAGGCUUUUCAUGAGGUCCUGGAGAGGCAGCGGCUGGCACGGAGUGACCAGGAGGAGGAAGAGGACAUCAGGAUCACUGAGGCCAUGGCUGCACUCUGCCAGGAGCUGUACUGUGGCACCAUGGAAACUUUCCAAAAGUUUGUGGACACCCUGUUUCUGAAGACUCUCCCAGAAGUGAGCGGCCUCCCUGUGGCAGAAUGUGAGUCCCUGCGGCAACAGGUCCAGGAGCAGGCAGCGAGACAGCUGGGGCAGGCAGACCGAUUCCGCAGACAGCAGUGGGGACUCCUGUGUGACCUGUUGGAGCAGGACAGGCGAGUGUGGCUAGAGGAGUGUGCUUUGUCUAUGGCGCUGCAGAGGCAACUGCGGGAGCACCACGAGAGCACCAUCCACGGGGUCCUGAGCCGAUUCAGUGGCCUCUCCGAAGAGUCCACACAAGGCAUCCUUCAGGGCCACGAGCUGCUGCUGUGCUCUGCCCUGCGCAGACUGGCCCUCCGAGGCACCACCAUCACUGCCCUGGCACAGAUGAGGCUGUCUGGGAAGAAGAGGCUCCUGCAGGAGCUGCGUGAGCAGCUGGCUCUAGAGCAGGGCGCAUCCCCGUGCCUGGAGGAGCAUCAGUGGCAGCUACUUAACGCCCUGGAGGCGCGGAUCCUGGAGGAAUCUGCCAGGCUGGAGGAUGAGGCUCAGCAGACCGGCCUGCGGCUCCAGCAGCAGCUGCUGGCAGAGGCACAGGAGGCAGGGCAGCUGCUACAGCUGCACUCAGAGAGAGCCAUUGGGCAGGCGCUACUGGUGCACGCCCGGAAUGUGGCCAGCAAGGUCAGGACGAGGGACAAGGAAGACUUCAAGAGGACGCUGGUGGAGACGGUGGUGGAGAGUGUGUACGUGACCAGCACCGGCGUCAGCCGCCUCGUGCAGGCGUAUUACCAGGGCAUCGGGAAGCUCCUGCAGACCCACAAAAAACAGCUGCUACAGCGCCUCAAGACCCUGCAGGGUGAGAGAAUCAAUGCUUACAAACUGUGGAAGAAGCGAGAAUUCGGUGACCUGCCGUCGGGGAGCCAAACAGCAGAUGGUUCCCGAGGAGCUUCCCAAGCGGUACAGCAGAGGAUGCUGUCACAGCAGAAGAAACUCCGGGGCCAGUUCACACAGCACCAACAGGGCCGCCUGAACUCUCAGAGGCAGAAGGCACAAGAGCUCGACCACCUGGAAGCCCAGCUUGAUAAUCAGCUACAGGAAGCUGAGCAGACCUUUAUCUCAGAGCUAGCGACACUGGCCCGAGUGCCCCUUACUGAAAACAAGCCAUUCUCCAACAAGCGAGGACUGCCAGAGAAACCAGUAAGGACCAAAAGGAAAAAGCCCCCACCUCAAGAGAGAGAGGACCUGGGACUGCCCAAUGAUGACCACCCUGCCUUGGCGGACCACACCACAGGACCACUCAGCAGCAGAAGGCUGGGCCAGCAGGACAGUGAAGCUGGCAAUGGAGAAAACCCAAGGAAGAUGCUGCAGAAGAGAAGCAAUCUGUAGCUGGGGUCCUGCUGAGAGGAACCUGCCGUGCACCUCACUUCCUCUGUGUGAUUUAGGGGCUGGAGUCUUGAGAGAGGGGAUGCCACCUGCCUUAGAAAGUAAAAAUGGCAUGAGAGUAGCACCAAGUGCCUGGGAUAAUUGGAGAUGAGGGGGACAUGCCCUUGAGAACACACCACCUCAGCUCCACCCUGGUGCACUCACCCUGGUCUCUUUCUCCCUUAGGAGGGCCUGCUACUCCUGCCCUCCAGCCUCACACAGUGUCCUGGUGCUGCCCAAUGGUCUGGGUAGAGACUGGAGGUGUCCGAUUCCCAGCAUCUCCAUGAUGUCCUGCCUGUCAGGGUCUCAGCAUCACUGCUUGUUUACUGGGCCUGAGGCCACUGUGUCGCCUCCAUUGUACCACAGCCAUCUCCUGCCCCUGGUGUCCCAACCAGGACCGACUUUUGGCCUUGGUCUUUCUAUCUUUUUGCUCAGGUAGCCCUGGGGCCUGGUCACCCAAAGAUGUCUGAGUCUCAAAAACAAUGUUCUUGGCAUAGCCAUAGACUUCCAAAUGCACGGGUCAGUUCUAAACCACUUGGAGCAUGGGGACCACACAUGCCUGUCAUGUAUCACAAGAGCUCCCCCAUGGGCAUGGAGGACAGAGAAGGAGGCAGUCCCGACCUUUACCCUUCACUGAUGAGGGGACACUUUCCACCAGCCAGUAGUCCCUCUCCCGAGGAGAAGCCUACAGGUCACCUGCUCCUCCUGAGGGAUGGUGAGGCAGUUUCAAACCAGCCACACUUGCCUCUCAGGCCAGGGGCCCUUCCCAUCCAGGGGGCAAUCUCUUCCAUCUCCAGUCAUCACUGUCAACAUUUUGGAGACGACCAUUCUUUGUUCGCGUAUGAAAGCUGCAGAUGCCAAAAAUGAAGUAUCUUCUGUCAGACCCAGACCCAUGUGGGGCCAGGAGGUUGCAGGUGGCACACACUGGUGCAGUUGAGAUUAGAACUGUCACUCAGUGGAAACACAGCUUCAAGAUUGCCUGGAUAGAGGACCCUACCCCAGGAGAUGUUGCUGUUGCAGGAACGUGGGGACCCAGGCUGUCCUGUACAUUGCAGGACAAUGGACAGCAACCCUGGGCUCUGCUCAUUAGGUGCCAACUGGACCCAGCCAUUCAUCUCUGGUCUUUCUCAGUGAUAGGUCGGUCAGUUUGCGCCUCCCCCGGUCAAGCCCAGCACUGCAUAGCCCCACGUUAGCAUGAAUUUCUAGAACAUACAUGGUUUCUGUGAUUCAGGAGUCCCUCUCUGUAAUCCUCUGAACUUUCUGGGAAAUUUAGGUUCUUAUAAUAAAAACUAAAACUGGCUAAUUAGAAA
Messenger RNA from Meriones unguiculatus (Mongolian gerbil), 6593 nucleotides. It is a transcript of the gene Evc, whose product is annotated as EvC ciliary complex subunit 1. Gene Ontology annotation, biological process: smoothened signaling pathway. The transcript is spliced from 21 exons. The record is from RefSeq and is a predicted model, not a curated record. The coding region runs from base 2449 to 5247 and encodes 932 amino acids. NCBI's taxonomy places the organism in Eukaryota, Metazoa, Chordata, Mammalia, Rodentia, Muridae.